Molecule: messenger RNA, 1366 nt
Organism: Staurois parvus
Lineage: Eukaryota; Metazoa; Chordata; Amphibia; Anura; Ranidae
Source: the annotation of a GenBank genome assembly
GACCAUGAGUUCUGUUUCACCAGGGAAGGAACAUGUUCCAUUUCACCAUGAACAAAAUCUCACCCCUAUCCACAAUGAGUAUUUGCCUUUGCAAUUUCAAGGAUUUGUCUACAAACCAGAGAUGUGCAGAAAGAAUUGUGGGUUCUAUGGUAACCCAGCUUGGCAUGGCUAUUGUUCUAGAUGCUGGAUCCAGAAGAGACAGCAGACUCAGCCGCUAACAAAUGGUUUUAGGCAUCACAGUGCACAUUUACUAUGUAAACCAGAUAUGGGUGCAGGUUAUCAACAGGACACCUACCACAACAUUAAUGUCAACAGAAAGCAAAAUGCCUUUGCAGAAAAUGAAGAACAUACUGCAAAAGAUUCUGUACGCCCCCUCUUCCACUCCUACCUUCUUUCUCUGGGUCAAGGAAAUUUUUCAGACUUCCUGAAAGCCCUUCAUAGACCUGAUGCACAAGAGUUACUGACACAUUGCACUAAUUUCAUUCAAUGGAUACAAAAUGCAAAUAAUAUUGCAGUGGAUAAAAAAGCAGAAGAUGUUCAGAAUUUAUAUAGACAAAUUGGGGACCACAUUCCUGAUACAUCAGAGGAAAAAGACCGGCUACUGGAUAAUAUUGAGAAACUGGUCAUGACCCGUAUAUACAAGUCUGUUUUCUGUAUGCAUGAUCCACUUGAGGAGCAGAAAGAUCUUUCACUUCAGAAUCAUAUUAGGUCACUGAGCUGGGUUACUCCUAAGAAUCUUCAGUUUACUUUGUGUGAACAAGAUGAAGAAGUCGAUGAUCAGAUUGCCAGUGCUGUUACAGUUCUGUUAGAAAUGGAUUUUAAGAGAGCCCCACAGGACAAGCUGGCUUGUGUGACAAAGGCAUGUGACCACCUUUUGAGAGCCAUAGAAAUCUCUACAAAGAAGCCAGCCACGACUGAUGACCUUAUAUCUGGUCUUAUCUACAUCACAAUUAAGGCAAAUCCACCUCGUCUUUUUUCUAAUUUGAAGUAUAUCACAAGAUUCUGUAAUCCAAAGAGGCUAAUGACGGGGAAGUGUGCCUACUGGUUUACCAACUUUUGUUCUGCGUCCUCUUACAUAGAGACUUUGAAUUUUUCAUCUCUGGGGCUCACGGAGGAGGAAUUCAAUCAUAUAAUGCAGGAGAAGUCAAAAGGAUGUGACUUUGCUGGAAGCAAUAUACAGAGCACGGUGCAGAAGAUGGAGGAAAACAAACAGCGUUUGGUUGAGCUGCAGUACCGCCAAGAGAUUCUGAUCCAAAAGGCAGAGUGCCUGCUAAGAGAAAUAAAAGCUUGGCCUGUGUCCCUACAAGGUGAGGUCCAGGAAAUCCUGCACAAGUUCCCUCUGGAUAUCAAGCAUCACACAAACUAA